AUGCCCUUUCUAUGCAAACGUUCGUCUCCAACACUUCAACAUAGAGGAUGUGGAGCCUGUCGCCGAAGUACUGUCUUGCCUCGAAACGAUGAACCUGGACCAGCUCAAAAAAUUGUUCUUCUUCUUCAAAGACAUUUUUACUUCCACAAACCUAUAAAAGUUUUUCAAUUUGAACAAAACCAUCCUAGAGAGGAAAUAUCACUAAGUAUUAGUGGUGAGAGAGUGUUAUUUCAUGUUGAGACGCACGAGGUACCUUAUCAAGCAGAUAAAAGCAAUAUGAACGAGGACGAGUGGAGAGCCGCUAUUAAGUGGAUUGAGAAACAAGAAGGAGAUGGUCCGUGGGUAGUCUCACCAGAAGAUGAUGACCAAAAAUCUGUGUCUCAGGAAGAUGAGGAAACAUUAUUAAGAGAUGCGAUUGAGAGUGGAAAUGAGGCCGAGAGAGAGAGAGAUGCGAGAAAAAGAGAUGUGACAAAGAAAGUACUCUUUGCAAAAAAUAAUGAAAUUGAAGCGCUACCUGGUACUGCUUCACAAGUUGUGGAGAGUAACACUAAUAAAGACGAAGUGUUAUCUCUGGUGAGGCAAUUUUGCGAAUCCUCUACCAAUAUGAUGAAGCAAUGCCAGGAAUCUCUGUUAGGUGCUCAGGCAGCUGUUGCUAAAAUGGCAAAAAUUCAAGGUUUGAUUAUUGACGAGUUCAAUAAACAAAAAGAUGUUUUUGCUAAGCAAACAAAAACCCUUGAAGACAAAAAUAAUGAGAUCCGUAAGCAAAUAAAAGAUGUGAAUAAUGAAUGCAGUAAAAUGCAUGAGCAUUAUCAAAAAUUAGUUGAUAGAGAUGAGAGCAGAUCGAACGGUGGUACUUCUAGUAGUGAACUUGGAGAAUUGAAAAAUCAAGUUUCUAAAUUAGUACAACAAGAGUUUAAAAAGUUAAAAGUAGACAGAAGUAAAAAUAUGGAUCAAACAACAGAUUCUGGAGACGAAAAUGAGACUGGUAUCUCUGAUCUCGACGAGAUGUCUGACGCUGAAUCGGAAUAUAGUAACCACGACUCCAGUACUGAUCAAUCAGAAAGCGAUAUUGAUGACACAGAUGACAAUAAUAAUAGUCCACAGAAGAAUGAAAUGAAAAAUAAAAAAUUUGUGCUCGGUAAAGAUAAAGCUACGAAGUGGUUUCAUACUCCGCCUAAUCAAAAACUAGUCCAACCACACUUAGUGAAUCGUCUUCAAUUACCGAAUCUAUCACUUGAAUUGAGAUCAAUAAUAAUAAAAACUGGGAAAAUUAAGUAUCCAAUGAAUCCUCAAUGUCCAGAACGUGGAUUGUGUUAUCAAUGCCCUAGAAGGGCGAAUAGUUAUACAACUAAAAGUUGUACAUCCUGUAAUGCUCCAAUUUGCAAUAAGCAUACGGUUCGUUAUUGCUGUGAUUGCCAGUUUAAUCUUGUUUCAAGAAACGAAUUAUAA
Molecule: messenger RNA, 1449 nt
Organism: Cotesia congregata
Lineage: Eukaryota; Metazoa; Arthropoda; Insecta; Hymenoptera; Braconidae
Source: the annotation of a GenBank genome assembly